Messenger RNA from Scaptodrosophila lebanonensis, 8041 nucleotides. RefSeq lists its product as uncharacterized. Lineage: Eukaryota; Metazoa; Arthropoda; Insecta; Diptera; Drosophilidae. The coding region runs from base 561 to 7742 and encodes 2393 amino acids. The record is from RefSeq and is a predicted model, not a curated record. The transcript is spliced from 7 exons.
GCUCUUUGCACUACCGUACGCUGCCAUUUUGCCUUUAUUAUUUCACUUCGUGCCGUGUUUGCGUUCACAACUCACUCGGUUCGGGUUCUGCAUUUUAUUUUAUUAUUAUUGUUUUUUUUUUAUUUUUCACUGCUUUGUGGAGUUUAUUUGUACAUUUGUAUAUAAAAUUGUUCGCGUUUUCAUUGACUUUAACUCAAUUAAAAAAAUAUUUAACAAUGAUGCGGAAAAUUUGCAAAUGAUGCGAGGGGGCUCUAAAAAAAAAGAGAAUUAAGUAAGUGUCGCCGUUGCCGUCGCUGCCAUUCGUCGUCGUUGUCGGUCAGCGAAGAAAAAUUAAAAAGCAAAUGCAAAAAGCAAGUCAAAAGUGAAGCGAAAAAGACAAUUAAUCAACAAAUGGGACCAAAUUACUGCAACUGCAACCUAAAUUGGAACGAACAUUUGCAGCAUAUUACAUUGGGUUGGACGGAGGAAACUUUGCCAAAAUAGGAGCGGUGACAUCGGCUUCCGCGUCCUCGUCCUCGUCUGCUUUCCCGUCACCAAUCCCAGACAGUGACGGUGACGCAAUGUCGGCACGCAAGCCGGGGACAGUUGCGGCCAAGUUGGAUAGCAGGACGACGCCACCACUGCUAUUGGCAUCCAUUUCAGCUAUCGACGGCAGCAGUGCCGAGGCUGAAUUGUCAGCAACAGAAGGAGGAGGCGAAGCGCCUGAUGCAACAAUCGUGAAAAUUGACAGCACGAUAACUACAAAUGUGACAUUAGCGAGAGCAGUAUCGCCCUCGAUAGAUAAGACAGAUGGUCAGACGGUGGUCGAGGAUCGGGUAUCGCCCUCAAUAGAUACUACACCGAAAACUCCAACACCGUCUGAUGGCACUUCAAAAGUUGUCCGCGUUACGCGUCACUCUUCCCCGCACCUUUUACUCAGCUCACCUGUCAGCUCAGCUGGUGCUGGGACUGGAUCUGGGAGUGGAAGUGGGGCCACUCGACGUAUGGGAAGCGCUUCUGCUGACGAUGGUGGCACCGAUGCUCAAAGCGAUGGAGAAGAACCGUCCUGCAGCAGCCUGAGGAAGACUGUGAGUGAAAGAGUUACACCAACUUCUGCUUCGACCAUACGCGGGCGAAAGUCCUUAAAAGAUUUUAAAGAAGCCAAAGAAGCCGUCAAGAUGCCGGAGGAAAUUGCGAUCAAAGAAGAGCCCAAGGAUGUGACUGAACUGGAAGUUAAUCAAAUGCCCGAAGAAAAAGACCACAAAGACACAAAAGACAAUGUCAAACCGGACAAGGAAAAGGAGCCCCAAGUGGCGGCGGCUAGUAUCUGUAAUCGGGUAACGCGCAAAACUCAUGCCCAAGAGAUGGCCAACAUAACGCGGGUGACGCGUAAUCGCCGACAAUCCUCAACUAUUGCUACGGAACCACAGCUGCCGGCACGCGGACGCCGGAAGAAAGCCGUGCCGGUCGAGUCUGUCGCCAAGCGAAAGCGUUCCGAGGACGACCCGGAGAUUAGCCUUAAAAACACAAAAGUGGAGGUAAAACCUUUAAUGGGCAGUGAGGAGGACGCUCGAGAUGCCACCGAGGAUGUGGAAUCUGUUGCGUCUCUAGCGGACGAUGUUGUGAAGGAGGCCCUCAACAUUAAGCAGGAGCCACACGACAGUGACGACACAUCCUCACCCGCCGUCACACCAACCCUAACUGGUUGCCGACGCGGGCGCGGCCGCCCACAGGGAAAACACCUACUGUCCUCAUCGCCGGCCACACGGGCCACUCGCCACAGCAAGGCCGGAUCACCUGUGCUGGUAGCUGUAGAGCCGGCACCGCCUAAGCGACGUCGCGUGGGUUCUACAAACCGAAGUAUACUGCCCACAAAGACUGCGUCCACAAGCUCACUGGCCACCUCCUCACACGGAGCUGGCGACGAAGACUCAAAAGACAGCAUGGCCUCGUCCAUGGACGACCUUCUAUUAGCUGCCUCAGAUAUAAAACAAGAAAAACUGACUCCAGAAUUUGACGAGAACUUGAUGUCGGAAAGCCUGGACUCUGCGAAAUUCCAACAAAUCAAUCAGACUGCAAAGCCAGUUGAUACCGAUCCAUCAACGUCCACCACCAUCGGAUCUAAUGGCCACCAGUGUGUUGAGCCACUCACGGUAGACACGGAAACGACUGCCAUCCGCAAAAAGUCCUUGUCACCUGAACCUGCCAAGCAGAGUGAUGAUUCCAAGGUCGAUGAGAGUGUCCUUGUCGCCUCCCUAAGCGAUUCCGAAAAGGCCCCCUCAUUAAGCCCUGAACUGAUCAGCGAAGGCGUCAGCGCCAUUAGCGUCAAGAAGUUUUAUAAGAAACCGGAAUUUCUGGCCAAUAAUCUUGGCAUUGAAAAGGAUCCCGAAUUAGGUGAAAUUGUUCAAAUAGUGAGCAGCAGUAGCGUUCCGACCCACACAGAUCCCGAUACGGAGAACGAACCUGAGGCCGAGGCAGAGGUUGAUCAAAUAGUUGAUCAAGUGACCGAAACGGAAACAGGCGAACUUCAAGCAAUCGACAAUGAAGCUAUUCCUGCAAAUUCUAUCGAAGCAGAAGAAGCAGACGAGGAUGAGGGCAAACUAGAAAUAGACCUAGAGCCAAAGUUGGAUGACUCCUUCUCGAAUACCUCCAUUAAGACAGGCGAGCUACACUUGGAGGAUAGUAGUGACGAACCUGACGAUGUCUCGCUUACAACAGCCAUUAAAACUGUCUCCAAAAUUGAAAUGAACACCGAAAGCAUAGUGGUGAAUGGCGUGAAGACCGACUCUUAUGGUGUCGACGAGAAAUUAUUAAAAAGUCCAAUUGAGACAGAGAAUCCGCCGUCAGAAAAACAAGAAGUGCAUUUAAAGGCAGACCACGAUGACUCCAAUCUGGAAGAAUUCGACACCAUCGAGAGUGAGAUAAUAAGAGAGUUAGUAAAGGAGGGUGUGGUGGAUGCGAAAGGUAAUGCGCUCAGUACGAUACGUCAGGAGAUUGAACAAAAGAGUGUACCAGCCGAUGUGGAGGUGGAGCCAGCGGGCGAAGAGGAAACGCUCGAGGAAGCUCCGAGCAAUGUGAGUGUUGUGGUCGACAUGGAAAGAAGUGCCGUGGAGAAUACGACUGAAAUUCCGGUCGUCGAAACAAAUUUGGAAAUGGAUGUGGAACAUUUGACCAAAUUUGAGGCCCCGCUGGACAAGAGCAACAAUGCUGAUCUGCUAAAUAAGGAUGCCAAGGAGGUGCUUGCCGAACACAUCAAGACGGAACAAUCAACGGACUGUCCGGAGGAAAACAAAGAAAAUCUAUCGACACCCGCUUCAAGCCAAGAACCCAUGGAAAUUGAACUGCAGGUGGUGGUGAGGGACCCCAAAUUGGGGGACGAUACUGAACACAAAAUCGAAGAUAAGAUGCCCAAGGCAGAGGAUUUUGAAGACCCAGUUGUUGUCGAGAACGACAUUGACAUCAAGAAUGGUUGCAGCAAUGGCUGUGACAAUAAACCAAAGGACGACCUCUCCUCCAUGGACUCAAGCUGCGACGAAAAGCAGCGCCUGGAGAAGGAGCGCCAUUUGCAGAAUCUCGGCCUGCUCACCCACCAGGCUGCCGAGCAACUGCGUCAAGGAUACAUCCAGGAGGCCAGCACUCGUGCCGCCCAACAACAGCAACAACAACACCACCAGCAGCACAGCAGCAAGCGGCAGGCAUCCAAGGGAAGUAGCAGUGCGACACAUGUCGAAUCUAGCGGCACCCUAAAAACGGUCAUCAAGCUUAAUCGGGGAAGCCACGGUGGGGCCAGCGGCACUGUUGGCGUGCCAACGGGCACGGUUAUCCAUGGGACCAGUUCGAUGAGCAACACCCGCCAAUCAAAAGGCGGAAACAGUGCUGCGGCGCAGGGUGCGCGUCGCCAGUCGCUGAAGAUGACAUUCCAGAAGGGACGGGCGCGCGGUCAUGGGAACGCGGAUCGCUCAACCGAUCAGCAGGGAGCCCAUGGAGAGGACUAUUAUACCAUACAGAAUGAGAAUGAAGGUGCGACAAAGUCCAGAGCUAAUUUACAUUCAGGGAACGUUGCGUCAGCGGCGCAGGGUAGAAAGUCUAUUAACCACACAACCACCAACCACUCACAUAAAACAAUCCUUGAUUCAUCACAUUCGGAGGGGCAUGGUCAGGGGGACCACGGUUAUUACCAGACGGUCAGUAAUGCAGCGACGUGCAGUAAAAAGGACGAGAAGGAGAAAAUCCUCAUACCGGAGAAAGCAUCCUCCUUCAAGUUUCAUCCGGGACGUCUGUGCGAGGAUCAAUGCUAUUAUUGCAGCGGCAAAUUCGGACUUUACGACACACCAUGCCAUGUUGGUCAGAUUAAGUCUGUUGAGCGUCAGCAGAAAAUACUAGCAAAUGAGGAAAAACUGACGGUAGACAAUUGUCUGUGCGACGCCUGUUUCCGACAUGUGGAUAGACGCGCCAAUGCGCCCUCCUACAAGAAGCGUUUGUCGGCGCCCGGUCAUUUGGAGACGGGCAGCGGAGACAAACAUUAUCCGGCCAGUGGUGUGGGCGGCACAGCUGCCGUCAGCGAUGGAACUGUGUGCCCUAACGAGGAAGAAUUCGGUGCAAAUACGGCGCCGGCUAUUCAGCGGUGUUGCACCGUUAAAGACUGCGCCGAACCCGCCGCCCAUUCAUUGCGUCGAAAGUGCAUUAAAAAGAGUGUGAAGCGGUACCUUUUGGGCUUCGAGAUUCCAUCGGGCACGUCGAAUGUGUGGCUCUGUUCAACGCACUACAACACAGUAAUUCAGUACUCGGGCUGUGUGCUAUGCAAGCGGCGUCUCGGCAAGAACCACAUGUACCACAUAACAUCUGACACACACCGACUGGAGAAGGCGUUGUACGAGAUGGGCAUUCCUGUGCAGCUUGGCAUUGGCACGGCCGUUUGCAAGCUGUGUCGUUACUUUGCCAAUCUGCUUAUGAAGCCGCCCGACAGCACAAAGUCGGCGAAAACCGACUUCGUCAAAAACUAUCGCAAGAAGCUUCUUAAAUUCCACAACAUACAGGACGACAGUAAUGAGGCCUCUGAAGUCGAAGAGGAGGAACACCCGGCGGAAUCAGCCAAUGAGGAGAUGCCUGCAGCCACAGUCUCAGCCUCGGUGACAGCCGCUAGUGAGGAUGCUGAAAUGGUUGUCGACUACGAUGGGCCCACAGACUCAAAUUCGUCAAACUCAUCGUCGAUUACACCGCUUGGCAAUUCGGCCAGUAGCAGCAGCAAACAAAUAUCGAAGCUGCAAGCCAUCCUGCAGCAGAAUUUGGGCAACAGUGCUGGCGGUAGUGGCACUUCCGAAACAAGUGGCUCAGGCUCGGGCUCGGGCUCUGGUUCCUCUUCCUCAAAUUCAAAUGCCAAUACGAAUGUUGGUGGAAAGGGUAAGGCGAGUGCCGAUAUAUCGAAUGUGUUGCGCAGCAAUCCGAACAUAUCGAUGCGCGAACUAUUUCAUGGCGAGGAGGACUUGGGCGUGCAUUUCAAGGUGCCCUUUGGCAGCAGCAAUAGCCAGCGCACACCCGAGGGCUGGACGCGUGUGCAGACUUUCCUGCAAUACGAUGAGCCGACACGACGGCUCUGGGAGGAGCUACAGAAGCCGUACGGCAACCAAAGCAGCUUCCUGCGCCAUCUCAUUCUCUUGGAAAAGUAUUAUCGCAAUGGUGAUUUGGUGCUAGCACCUCACGCCUCGCCCAAUGCCACAGUCUAUACGGAGACGGUGCGUCAGCGUCUUAAUUCCUUCGAUCACGGUCACUGUGGCGGUCUCGUAACAGCCAAGCCCCCUGCCUCGCAUCCUCCAGCAGCCACCACCAGCAACAGCGGUAGCGGUAACAGUGUGCUGGCAUCGGCACUUACUGCUUCACCGCCGGUCAAUGUCAGCGCUGCUGAGACACAGGAUCUGACUGCGGAGCCGACGAUUCCUUUAGUGGAGUUGAACGACGAUGAUGACGACGAGGAGGACAGUCGCUAUGCUAACGAGUCGCCGCCCAAACUCUUCACCAAUGCCUCCGUCGACAAACUAACGAAGCAGCUGAGCUCCAAUGCUGUUACCAUUACUGCGCGUCCAAAGGAAUCAGCGGCUAACAAGCCAGUGCCGACCACGGCGGAGGAGUCCACGCCGAAAACGAGCCAAAGCGGUACUAAGGAUGUCGCUGUAAUUGUUCCUUUUAAUGCACAGACUGGCGGCGCAUUGCCCUUAGCCUCAUCCGCAUCAGCAGCUGCAACGCCCGCCAACAGUCGCAGCAUCUUAAAGGCAAACUUGCUGGGCACGAACAAAUCUGUUGAGAUUGUACCGCUGAGCAAUAGUGGUGGAGGGGUCGGGAAGACCGCAAAUACCACCAGCACCACAAACACAACCACAAACACAAGCACCAAAACUACCAAUGAGAAGCAGCAGAAAAUUCUGGAGGUGGCCAAAAUGCUGCUCGGCAUGGAUAGCGAAGCGAAUAAACAGCCAAAGGCCGUCUCAGGAACGAACCAAACGCCAGCAACGAUCUCGCAGCACCAGUCGGCAAAGCCGCCCAGUGCCCCCCUUUUAACCUCGCCACCGGAACUGAUUAGCCUGCAACGCCGACGCACUAGCAACGCUAGCGGCAGCGGCACUGGAGCGGGCUCUACUCUACAGGGCAGCAAUGUCACCGCCAAGCGGCUGCAGUUGCCGCGCGUUGGCGCUCACCCAACUGGGUCAACGACAGCACGUGUCACAGGAGGAGCACCGCCCCCGCCGCCUAAUGUCAUCAUACUGCCCGAUACGCUGACCCUACAGGAGCGGCACGAGAGCAAGAGCUGGAAGCCAACACUCAUACCGCUCGAGGAUCAGCACAAGGUGCCCAAUAAAUCGCCCGCCCUCUACCAGACGGCCGACGGCCGUCGCCUGCCCGCUCUCGUCCAAGUACAGUCCGGCGGCAAGCCAUACCUCAUAUCCAUCUUCGACUACAACCGCAUGUGCAUCCUGCGUCGUGAGAAGCUGCGAGACCAAAUGCUAAAAGCAAACGCCAAAUCCAAACCGGGCCAGAAUCCAACCAACCAGCAGGGAGCGCUCUCAGCAAACAGCUUAGCAGCUGCCGGGUUCUCCAACAUGUAUAAGUACGCCCAACAAACGGCACGUCAGCAGCUCCAACAGUUACAACAACACAAACAGCAACAGCAGCACCACCAUCACCAACAACAACAGCAACAACAGCAACAGCAACAACAGCAUCAGUUGCCACCUUUGCAGGGUGGUUUGCGACUCGCACGUCUGGCGGCAAAACCAAUACCGCCACUCUCCAAUCAACAGCAGCUAAGCGGCGGCAACGCCUCUAGUGGAGGAGGUGGUGGCACCUAUCCACCCUUGCUGACCAGUGCGCUAAAUAUUGCGACAGCUGCCAACAGUGGUACUCUGGAGAGCAACAGCUCGUGGCUGUGGAAGAAUUUUCCCGAUUCCAAUCAAUAUUUGCUGAAUGGCAAUGGCCAGCAGUCGAAUAAGAUGCCACAUUUGGCGGCAGGGAAGCCAGCAACAGCCACAACCACCAGCAGCAGCUCAACAAGCGGAACACUCAAGUCGGUCAGUGGUACUGGUGGAGGUGUCUCCACCCUGACCCUUAAACAACAGCAGCAGCAACAGAAGCUCAUUGAGAGCGCAAUCAUGUCGAAAAUACCCAAAAGCCUCACAGUCAUACCUCAGCAGAUGGGCGCGGAUGGUUCGGGUGGUUGUGGUGUUGGUGGCAACCACCACUCCAGCGGCGGUGGUGGAGGAACUAGGGAGUGAUGAUUGCAUUUCUUUGGGAUUCUACUUUCCUUCUCAACUCAAUUGCUCUCGUCGCGUCUCGCCCGAACAUGACAGGAGGAGCACGACCACAACCAUAACCACAUCCACACAUUUAAGUUUAAGCGAAUCAGGAUUUAGAAAGCAAUAUAUAUAAUGAUUGCGGGGACUCAGAAGUAUCUGCCAGUAGUAGCAACCAAUAUGGUUCAUAGUCAUGUCCUGCCCCUAAAAUGUUCUGGUUCUCAAUCGAGGAAGUUCAUUUGCAUGGAUCGUUCGUUUGUACCAAUUAGAAGACUAGCAGU